Molecule: messenger RNA, 297 nt
Organism: Castor canadensis (American beaver)
Lineage: Eukaryota; Metazoa; Chordata; Mammalia; Rodentia; Castoridae
Source: RefSeq, a predicted model, not a curated record
AUGAUUUUCAUAUCUGGUGGCCCUGGCUCUGGCAAAGGCACACAGUGUGAGAAGCUGGUGAGGAAAUACGGGUUCACCCAUCUCUCGAUGGGCGAGCUCCUACGUAAAGAACUGGCCUCGGAAUCUGAAAGAAGCAAACUGAUCAGAGACAUCAUGGAACGUGGAGACCUGGUGCCCUCGGGCAUCGUUCUGGAGCUCCUGAAGGAGGCCAUGGUGGCAAGCCUCAGCAACACCAAGGGCUUCCUGAUUGAUGGCUACCCUCGGGAAGUGAAACAAGGAGAAGAGUUCCGACGCAGG